Messenger RNA from Tilletiaria anomala UBC 951, 2097 nucleotides. Its product is annotated as putative ROK1-ATP-dependent RNA helicase. The transcript is spliced from 2 exons. Bases 97 to 1893 code for a protein of 598 amino acids. Gene Ontology annotation, biological process: maturation of SSU-rRNA. Gene Ontology annotation, molecular function: nucleic acid binding; ATP binding; RNA helicase activity. The record is from RefSeq and is a predicted model, not a curated record. NCBI's taxonomy places the organism in Eukaryota, Fungi, Basidiomycota, Exobasidiomycetes, Georgefischeriales, Tilletiariaceae.
AGCAUAUGUGCAAGAAGCACAUUGGACGUGAGAACAAGAGGAGGUAGCCACAGCAUAUCUCAACUUGUAUACAUCCGAAACUGAACAACACACGCCAUGGACGUCUUCCAGGCGCUGACCGGUGGUGGUGGCAUCCGUUUCGACAAGAAUCGCUUCGCUCGAGAUGUCCAGCUCUUCCACCCUCAUCUCGCCGAUGCGUCAGCCUCCGGCUCGUCUCCCGCCGAAUCCAGCAAACAAGCUUCUUCAGUGGGAGGCCAAAAUGGGAAAGGCACGCAAGCUUCCAUUGUAGUUCCGAAAGAGCUCGAUUUCUUCGGUAGUGCUGCCAAGACCGGCAAACUUGAGGAGGACGGCACUUCAGACAAGGCAAAAGGCAAGCGCAAGCGAGUUGAUGGCGGAGAAGAUGCCGAAGAGGAUGCCUCGGAAGGAACCGGAAUUUCAGAAGGUCCAGUAACAAAGGAGACUUUGAGCACAUUCCUCAAGGCAAAUCGCAUCCGGACGAAAGGCACCGACGUCCCUUUUCCGCUUGCUUCGUGGAGAGAGCUCGAGGAGCGAUGGAAGGUACACAAGUACCUGGUUCGGAACCUGCAUGGAACGGGAUGGAAGACACCGACACCGAUACAGAAGGGAGCGAUGGGCGUCAUGCUCGAUAACCGUGACCUUCUUGCAGGAGCUCCGACGGGGUCGGGAAAGACGCUCGCGUUCCUGCUUCCCAUCCUCUACCACCUCGGCGUACCGGCGGCGAAGAAGGAGGGCUUCCGAGCGGUGAUUGUUUCGCCAACGCGUGAGCUCGCGCAACAGAUCUACGAGCAGCUGCGGAAGCUGUGCCAAGGACGGAAAUGGAGGAUCUGCGUGCUGAACAACACGAGGGUUACGCAGGCUGAAGAGUCGGCGGACCCGAUGACGCGCAAGAAGUACGAUAUCCUCAUCACCACGCCACUGCGGCUCGUGCACGCUAUCGAAAACAACGAGCUGGACCUAUCGAAUGUGCAGCAUCUCGUGUUGGACGAGGCAGAUCGCCUGCUGGAGCAGAACUUCCUCGCACAAACAGACAGCAUCCUCGCGGCCUGCUCGCACCCCAAGCUUCGUAAGGCGCUCUUUUCCGCCACUCUGCCAUCUGGCGUGGAGGAGAUGGCGAACACGUUCAUGGUUGAUGAGUGCCGCGUCAUUGUCGGCACGAAGGACGCUGCGAACGAGCGCAUCGAGCAGAGCCUCGUCUUUGUCGGCUCCGAGGACGGCAAGCUGCACGCGCUGCGCUCGCUGAUCCAGGAGGGCAAACUGAAACCGCCCGUACUGCUGUUCGUGCAGUCGAUCGAGCGCGCCAAGGAGCUCUUCCAUGAGCUCGUCUACGACGGCCUGCACGUCGACGUCAUCCACUCGGAGCGCUCCAAGGUGCAGCGCGAAGGCGUGAUCCAGGCGUUCAAGCGCGGAGACGUGUGGGUGCUCAUUUGCACUGAGCUCAUGGCGCGCGGUAUCGACUUUAAAGGCGUCAGCCUCGUGCUCAACUAUGACUUUCCGCAGACGGUGCAGAGUUAUGUCCAUCGGAUCGGGCGUACGGGCAGAGCGGGCAAACAGGGCGAGGCUAUCACGUUCUUCACCAAGGACGACGCUCCGUAUCUAAAGACCGUCGUCAACGUGAUGCGCCAGUCUGGCUGCGAUGUGCCGCAGUGGCUCCUGGAGCUCAAGAACCCGAGCCAGAACGCCAAGAAAAAGCUCAAGCGUGCGCCCAUCGAGCGGAAAGAUGUGCGUGUCGCCGCGGGCAGCAUCGUCGGCCGCAAGGAGAGCAUCAGGAAGCGAGAGAUGAAGGAAGGUAGCAAGAGACGCAAACGCAAGGAGGAUGCAUCUAACAAGGCGGAAGCGAGGGGAACGGGGAAAGAACCGGCAACUGUUGUGUGACGGACCAUAGACGCCGUCUCGAGAAUUAAGUUCACUCGACGCAUUCACGAGGCAUCACCCUUCGUUCUGCGCUUCUUUGCCGCGCCACCUUUGUACGCAAGAAGCCUCUAGAACAUCAUCAACUCAUUCUUGGCGAUCUGCAACGGCGUGUCCAGCAUGUAUGAUAUUCGAUGCGUUCGAAAAGGUUUACAUGUGGGGCCUUCA